AUGGAAUCGCAAUAUUGUCGAGUUUGUCUGACGGCAGUUGGUGUUGUCUGUAGUGUUCGUGAACCGGCUAACAAAACAUUGUCGCUUUUGGACGUGUUGUGCACGAUUUGUCCCAAAGCAUUCGCCAGUAACCAACAUAAACAAUGGCCCACAAAAAUAUGUGGCGAUUGCAAACGCAGGAUUAUCGAGGCAAACGAGCUGUACGACCUUUGCAUGACCAGCGUUGAAUGCUUGGCGGUGCUGUAUCCGGAUGAACAGUGUGCAACAUCGACGGCAAAUACUCCAAAGAACGACGUUGAGAUGUUCAAUGAUUGGAACAAACAAAUAGAGACUCAAAUUUGUUGUCAAGGUUUUGAUGACACGAAAGAUACAAGAGACAAGUUUGAUGGCAAUCCGUGUUCAACUGUACAGCAAAACGACAGAUUUGAUGUUCAACUGCAACAAAUCGAAGAGGAAUCAAAUCAAUCUGAUAGCAUGAUAGGCUCCAUUGGUUCGCAAAGAGCUGUUGCAGUUACAUCAAUUGUUAAAAUAAACUCCAACGACAAUUCGACGUCAUCUGAUGAGUCAGACUAUGGAAUUGAAGCCCUGCCCUAUACCAACGUUAUUAGUCAGAAAAACCAAUCGGCAAAUGAGCAUCUGUGUUCAUUUUGUGAACCGUCAACAUUUUUCGCAUCUGCGCGAGACUUGAGCGACCAUUUAAAAUCCGUGCACAAAGAUGAGGUCCACUGUUGUAAUAUCUGCGAUAUGUUGUUUUUGGACAUAGAAAGCCUUGAAAAACAUGAUAGAAUUCAUGCAAGUGGGCUAAAUUACUUUUGUAGCGUCUGCAAGCAAGGCUUCAUAACAAGAGAAGCUCUGAAAAACCAUCUUCCGACUCACACUUGUUCUUUGCUGUGCUCCCAUUGUGGCAAGACCUUUUCGGACAACACGAAAAGGGCUGCACACAUCCGAUACCACCACUCAAAUUUGAGCAAAUCAUAUGCUUGCUCGUUCUGCCCAGCGAAAUUUAAGAUGAAAGGUAGCUUUGAGAAAUGA
Messenger RNA from Anopheles cruzii, 1032 nucleotides. Its product is annotated as protein suppressor of hairy wing-like. The transcript has a single exon. Gene Ontology annotation, molecular function: zinc ion binding; RNA polymerase II cis-regulatory region sequence-specific DNA binding; DNA-binding transcription factor activity, RNA polymerase II-specific. Gene Ontology annotation, biological process: regulation of transcription by RNA polymerase II. Bases 1 to 1032 code for a protein of 343 amino acids. The record is from RefSeq and is a predicted model, not a curated record. Gene Ontology annotation, cellular component: nucleus. Lineage: Eukaryota; Metazoa; Arthropoda; Insecta; Diptera; Culicidae.